Molecule: messenger RNA, 2536 nt
Organism: Owenia fusiformis
Lineage: Eukaryota; Metazoa; Annelida; Polychaeta; Sabellida; Oweniidae
Source: the annotation of a GenBank genome assembly
AAAAUCAACAAAAUAUUCAGUGACGAUUAGAAUCAACAAAAUAUUCAGUGAGAAUUAAAAUAUUGUUCGAAAGAAGUACAGGAUAUGGAAGUGUUUAACGUUGAAGUAGGAAAGGAUCCUGCCAGUGUUAGUUAUAAUGGGAGUUACGCCAAUAUGUCCAAGCCUCGUACAAAUAGCAAAUGGAAAGUAAUUGGCAUCAUACUAUUGGUCCUUUUGCUUUGUGGUGUUAUUGCCCUGAUUGUCAUGACAGCGAUGGGUUACAACAUACUACAGCGUUUACCUCAGGGGAAAGAUUAUUCAAGCUCAGAUUAUUCAAGCUCAACCAAAACAGCAGAAACCACGAGCGAACGUUUAGAGAGCUUGAAAGAAAUAGUUGGCUCCACCUAUCCUCUGUCACAUCUGAUGAGUAGAUCUGAUUUUUACGGUACAGCAACAAUUAAUGAUACCAUACUUGCACUACCGGAAACUUUGGAACAGUUGCAAAAUAUUGUCAAAGCUGCAAGGACCCUUGGACUGAAGGUGAGGUGCAUUGGCAUCGCAGGGUCAUGGACCCCUCUUUGGGCGGACAAAGGUCAAAUACUGAUGGAUUUAAAGAACCUCGUUCGCCACGACGGCCCCCGUUUAGAAAUGAAUCCAGUGCGCUAUCCCAAUGAAAAUACUGGCAGUGGUACUAUAACAGCACUGGCUAGUGUAAUGAUUUUUGAACUGUACGACUUCAUGGAGCAGCAUGACGUCACGUGGUUGUCAGGUCUCGCUCACGAUGGCGGAACUCUCGCGGGAAUCAUAUCUACCGGAUCUGUGGGUAGUGGUAUCAACAACCCCGUGCUCAGCGAAUACGCUGUUGCGAUGAGGAUCGUUGACUCGGAGGGCAAACUCCGAUCCUAUAAUAUGAUAGAACAUCCCGAGGAGAUGGGAGCCCUUCAAUGUUGCCUGGGAAUGUGUGGCGUCAUCUAUGACAUCACAGUUAAGGUUGUACCGAAUGCAAUUGCACGUCAGAGGCACGUGUUCUAUCCAACCAAGGAACUCCUCAUGAACGGAAGUAACCUGCGCCAUCUAUUAGAGAAGAAUUUCAAUGUACAGGCACAUUACAGUCCGAUGACCGGAAUGACGGACGAUGAUUGGAAGUUCUUGGCGAUCAAUGGAUCGAUUCCAGCGUCGUACAAAGCUGAAAAUGAUAUGAUGUGGACAAAGCUAUUGGACACUAAUGAUCAAGAACUGUACAGCAAGGAGCCCGUAAGUCCACCAUAUAUAUGGCCGCAUCCUAUGGGAACUACACCUGCCCCACCUAGCACAACCCCUGCAACCUUUAAAGCACAUUGGCUACAAGCACUUAAGGACUCAGCUGAUGAGGUUAGAAGCUACUUUGCAGAGACAACGUACCAUACUAUUCCUAAUGCACUGCGCACUGGCUCUACUGACCACAUGUUCAAACCUGUCCACGGAACGCAAUUUUUCUUCCCAGAAGACAACAACUUUACUACAUCGGCAAGACUUGCAAAGAUUAUUACAGAUAUCAUACAGGAAGAUUUGGAACAUCCUUAUGGUCCAUUUGUCACGAUCGUCACUGGUCUUAUAAGAUGGCUUAAGCCUAGCGAUCCAGGCUGUUUCUUAUGUCCUACAAACUAUAGGGACGCUACGUCAGUCGUCUCCAUGGAGAUCGUCAACGCUGGGCUUCCGCCAGAUAUGUUCUUUGCUACCUCUGAUAAGGUAUCUGCUAAACUGCUCAAGGAAUUUCCACAUGCACGGACACACUGGGCCAAGGAAUUUGAAUUUGGAAUCAAAGAAAAUAUAGUAAAGAGAACAUUCGAUAGCUAUGGGUAUCUUUUGCAGCAAUUCAAGGCGAUAAGACACAUGGCAAAAUGGGACACGGAGAAUAUGUUUACAAAUGAACUACUUUGCGAAAUAUUCUAUGGUGUGAAACAUUGUUAAUGUUAUAACGAAUAGAGAAGAAAGGUGACGUUGAAAUUAAAAGUGAUGUGAUUUUGCUUGGUGUAUCAAAAUUUCAGUUCAAAUGUGAGUUUGGAACAGAUCAAGAUAGUUCCCAAAACGUAUUCGGGAUAAAUAUAAAGAUUGUGAAAAAAGAGGAAAACUGUUAAUUUUUAUAAACUAAUGGUAGCCACAUGGCAUUCUUGUGGAUAAUUCGUAGAGAAAUAGUUACUUUACGGCAUUUGAAGUGACGAUACACAAUGCACCCCUGUGGCAGACGAAUGCUUUUGGCAAAUACUAACACAGACACAAAGCAAUGUUCGUUAUAUAUAGGCCACCAUACGCCUGACGAGAAAUACAUGGUUAGAUGGACGUGGAAUUUGUUCACCUUUUAAAUACUGUUUUUAAAAUUUAAAAUACAAAUAUGGCAAAAAUGUUAUCUUGAAUUGUAUAUAGAAAGCAAAUUUUAUUUUCUGAACUAAAUUCAACUAAACUAAACUUUAUAUAAUACAAAUACGGAGUAAGAUCAUACGGAAAAGUUAGUGAAGAUCUAGUUUGUUUAAAAUCCCACUCCAAAAUACAUUAUAAAAGGGAUUUUAUUUUACCAGAU